AUGUCAAGUGGGCGCAGGCACUCUGCCUCGGGUGAUCACUAUUCACACAGAGGCAGAUAUUACUAUGACUACGAUGGUGACAGCGCAUACGCUUCAAGAGAGGAGGAUGACGAUCACAACCCCUAUGAUCGGAGGAGACGUGAAUCAAGCCGCCGCGAGCCCAUGAGCAGUGGACGCCGCCAUUCACCAGAUCGACGGGAGCACCGACGUAGUCAAAGAGGAAGAAGCCAGCACGUCGACGAUUAUAACCCGAGAGAUAGGUACUACCUCUCUGACGAGGAGGACCUUGGCUUCAGGUCACAGUCUGCACAACCGCAGAGGACACCAUGGGACGAAUCACCGAGGCGGCGAAGCAGUGGGGACGACGAAGGCGACUAUUUUAGCAGACGACGGCAAUCGACAACGGCUGGCGGCAGAAAUCACUCGUCACACCGGCACGACAGGUCCGCAUCUAAUAUGUCGCAUCGCCGUAGGUCGCCUGAUUACCAUAGAGACUACGACCGCCACGAAUCAGACCGAAGUGGAAGCCGACGCGAUGCUCCUCCAAUGCUCCGCCGGCAGUCGAGCUCGGCCCCUCCACCCGCCAGCCGAUCUACCUACCCAUCAUCCUCUGGAGGUAGGCGGGAGCGCUCCAAAUACCCACCCAACACCGCCGAAACGCGAAACUAUCCUCGUGGCAGGCAUCGAAGCAGUAGUGAUCGUGGGGGCGAUGACCGCGGGCGGCGAAGCAGAAGCAACAAUGAGAGCACAGCCGGUGGGCGCAGCAAGAGCAGAAGCAAGAAAGAAAGUCCUUUUUCGGAUGUGCCAUGGUCACAGGCAGCCCGCUGCGCUCUAGAGGCGGGCACCAUGGCCGCCCUACGCAGCUAUGACUCCCCAGGUAACUGGAUCGGGACUAAGGGCGCCCAGAUCGCCACGGCUGCCGUAGGCGCCGCGCUCGUCGACGGAGUCAUCGCCAACAAGAAUCCCAAUAUCAGGGGCGGCAAGAGACAUGCAGUCCUUCGGCAGGUCACAAACACUGCACUGGGCAACCUGAUCAUGAAUCCUGCCGGCUCCAUGGUAGAGAAGAAGGAGCCUGUGAACAGGACAAAACACGCCAUCCAUAAUCGCAUGCACCGUAGUGGUGGUGGCCGUCGACACUGA
This is a messenger RNA of Pyricularia pennisetigena, 1140 nucleotides long. RefSeq lists its product as uncharacterized. The transcript has a single exon. NCBI's taxonomy places the organism in Eukaryota, Fungi, Ascomycota, Sordariomycetes, Magnaporthales, Pyriculariaceae. Bases 1 to 1140 code for a protein of 379 amino acids. The record is from RefSeq and is a predicted model, not a curated record.